GAUGGGUUCUACAGAAGACCUUGACUAUCCUCAAGACAUCUUGCAAUACAGUAGUGGAUUUUUAGUCUCAAAGGUUAUGUUCACUGCUUGUGAGUUGGGGGUGUUUGAUCUUCUGCUCAAGUCAGGAGAGCCUCUGUCAACAAAUGCCAUUGCUGCAUGCUUGGGUACCAGUACCACAGGGAUGGAAAGAUUGCUGGAUGCCUGUGUGGGGUUGAAGCUCUUGACAGUAGAGCUGACACAAGGAGGAGCCCUCUACAGAAACACAGACAUUUCCAACAUCUACCUUACAAAAUCAAGUCCCAAGUCCCAGUAUCAUAUUAUGAUGUAUUACUCCAAUACAGUCUACUUGUGCUGGCACUACCUGGCUGAUGCUGUGAGAGAAGGAAGAAACCAGUAUGAAAGAGCUUUUCACAUUUCAUCUAAGGACCCUUUCGAAGCAAUGUACAGAUCAGAAGAAGAAAUGCUGAAAUUCAUGGCUGGCCAGAACUCAGUAUGGAGUAUAUGCGGCAAGGAUGUGCUUGUUGCAUUUGACCUUUCCCCUUUCAGGCAGAUCUAUGACCUAGGAGGAGGUGGAGGAGCUUUGGCCCGGGAGUGUGUUUCUUUGUACCCAAAUUCCACAGUCACAAUUUAUGACCUGCCUAAAGUCACGCAAGUGACCAAAGAGCAAUUUGUUUCCCCUGAGGAGCAUCGUAUUGCUUUCCAUGAAGGAGACUUCUUUAACGAUUCAAUUCCAGAAGCUGAACUGUAUAUUUUAUCUAAGAUACUGCACGAUUGGGAUGAUGUCAAGUGCAGGGAACUGCUGGCAAAGGUCUACAAAUCUUGCAAACCUGGUGGUGGAGUGCUGCUGGUUGAAUCACUACUGAAUGAAGAUAGAAGUGGGCCUUUAGAAACUCAACUAUAUUCAAUGAAUAUGUUGGUCCAGACAGAAGGAAAAGAGCGAACAGCAGCAGAGUACAGCAAGCUCCUCGAGGCAGCUGGCUUUGGAGAGAUUCAAGUCAAGAGGACUGGAAAACUCUAUGAUGCUGUUUUAGGAAGGAAAUAA
Messenger RNA from Nestor notabilis (Kea), 1042 nucleotides. RefSeq names its product acetylserotonin O-methyltransferase (gene ASMT). The record is from RefSeq and is a predicted model, not a curated record. The coding region runs from base 2 to 1042 and encodes 346 amino acids. Gene Ontology annotation, biological process: melatonin biosynthetic process; methylation. Lineage: Eukaryota; Metazoa; Chordata; Aves; Psittaciformes; Psittacidae. The transcript is spliced from 8 exons. Gene Ontology annotation, molecular function: acetylserotonin O-methyltransferase activity.